AUGUCGUCCGAUAACAAAGACCUAAACUCACUGCCAGUAACUGUUCAAAAACUAAUUCCAGUUUCUUACGAUCUCGGAAACCUUACGGUAUUUGAUUCUAAUGUAUUGGACAGGAAUGACUUAGAUUCUUCAAACAGCAAGAGAGAAGAACAUAUUAAAAGUACCACUAGGGACAACGUUCAGCUCCUUAUUGGCCAGAUAUUGUCACUUCCAAUUAAGACCACUACGGAGGGUAAUGCUACGAAUGGUCAAAGCUCUAGUAUUACCUUAAUCAAACUUCCUGAGCCGAUUUCAGAACUACCAAGAGAAAAACCUCUACCAAAACCCAAAGCUCCUACGAAAUGGGAACUAUUUGCAGCCAAAAAGAACAUAAAACCAAAGGCAAAAUCCGGAAAGAUGGUUUUUGACGAUGCAACAGGUGAAUGGGUGCCAAAAUGGGGUUAUAAAGGCAUUAAUAAAAAGCUUGAUGAUCAAUGGUUAGUUGAAGUUGAUGAUAAAAAUAAAGGAACCGAAAAUGAACUUGUUGAUCCAAGAUCUUUAGACAGAGCAGAAAGGAAGAAAUUGAUAAAGAAGCAUCAGUUGCAGCAGAAGAGAAACUUAUAG
Messenger RNA from Eremothecium sinecaudum, 603 nucleotides. RefSeq names its product ribosome biogenesis protein RRS1 (gene RRS1). Bases 1 to 603 code for a protein of 200 amino acids. Gene Ontology annotation, biological process: endonucleolytic cleavage in ITS1 to separate SSU-rRNA from 5.8S rRNA and LSU-rRNA from tricistronic rRNA transcript (SSU-rRNA, 5.8S rRNA, LSU-rRNA); ribosome biogenesis; ribosomal large subunit biogenesis. The transcript has a single exon. Gene Ontology annotation, cellular component: preribosome, large subunit precursor; nucleolus; nucleus. Gene Ontology annotation, molecular function: protein binding. The record is from RefSeq and is a predicted model, not a curated record. Lineage: Eukaryota; Fungi; Ascomycota; Saccharomycetes; Saccharomycetales; Saccharomycetaceae.